Messenger RNA from Prionailurus viverrinus (fishing cat), 327 nucleotides. RefSeq names its product 60S ribosomal protein L30-like. The transcript has a single exon. Gene Ontology annotation, cellular component: cytosolic large ribosomal subunit. Gene Ontology annotation, molecular function: structural constituent of ribosome; RNA binding. NCBI's taxonomy places the organism in Eukaryota, Metazoa, Chordata, Mammalia, Carnivora, Felidae. Bases 1 to 327 code for a protein of 108 amino acids. The record is from RefSeq and is a predicted model, not a curated record.
AUGAAGAAGAAGCCACUGGAGAUGAUCAGCCCUAGGCUCCAACUUGUUAUGAAAAGUAGAAAGUGUGCUGUGGGGUACAAGCAGGCCCUGAAAAUGAUCAGACAUGGCAAAGUGAAACGGAUCCUCCUUGCCAACAACUGCCCAGGCUUGAGGAAAUCUGAAAUAGAAUACUGUACCGUGUGGGCCAAAAGUGGGGUCCAUCACUACAGUGGCAAUAAAAUUGAAUUGGGCACAACAGGUGGGAGAUACUACAGAGGAUGCACACUGGUUGCCGUUGAUCCAGGUGAUUCUAAUGUCAUGAGAAGCCUGCAGACUGGGGAAAGGUAA